Messenger RNA from Fusarium vanettenii 77-13-4, 633 nucleotides. RefSeq lists its product as uncharacterized. The transcript is spliced from 2 exons. NCBI's taxonomy places the organism in Eukaryota, Fungi, Ascomycota, Sordariomycetes, Hypocreales, Nectriaceae. The coding region runs from base 1 to 633 and encodes 210 amino acids. The record is from RefSeq and is a predicted model, not a curated record.
AUGAGACUCACUGAAGUUAUUCCUGCAGCAUUGCUGCUCAAGCAUGCCAUGGCUCAGACGCCUGGUCCCGGUCCAGCGUUGGUCACUCCUGUUCCCGACCCUGCUCCCAGGAACCAGAGCAAAAACGCGGACCCUCCUGAGCCGGAUCCAAAUGGAAUCAUCUCUGUCAUUACGGAUGACUACCUCGUUUAUUGCCCUCCCACCUAUCCUCCCAUCAUCAAGAGUUCGGUCCAGGGAAGCGAGACUCAGAUAGUCACUCAGUAUCCUCCCCCUGAGAAGCCCGUCUACCCUGCUCCUGGAAAGCCUGCGCAGCCUCCUCCUCCUCCAGCCCCCGAGAAGUCAGCUCCUCCAGUCCCUCCCGUGGUGCCGCCGCCUCCACCUGGAAAGCCAACUCCAGUUCCGGUUCCUCCUCCUGGCAAGCCCGCUCCCCCGCCAGCUCCGGGCCAGACAGUCCCUCCGGUCGCCCCGCCGCCGCCUCCUCCCGCCGAACAGCCCGCUUCUCCCGUCCCCGCUCCUCCGGCUGGACCUACAACUCAGCCUCCAGCUCCGCCUGUUCGGGCCGCUGGUAGCAAGAUCACAAGCAGGGCCUUGGGUGCUUUCGUUGUGGCUGGUGUUGCCGCCUUGGCCGUCUAA